Molecule: messenger RNA, 727 nt
Organism: Racocetra persica
Lineage: Eukaryota; Fungi; Glomeromycota; Glomeromycetes; Diversisporales; Gigasporaceae
Source: the annotation of a GenBank genome assembly
AUGGAACCAAUUUACUUUGAUGAAAAUAUAGUUCCGAGUGAACAAGAUGUUAUUCCAAAUGAGCAAGAUAUUCUGACUGAACAAUAUAUGAUUUCAAGUGAAAAAGAUAUGACUCUGAGUGGUGUUGGUAACAGUAUUUAUACUGGAACCGAUGUUUCUGCACAAUCUAACAUGAAUCCUUUUAUGAAACAUACUAGCCCCGUUAUUUCUGCACAAUCUAACAUGAAUCCUUUUAUGAAACAUACUAGCCCCGUUAUUUUCGACACAACUUCACUUAAUAUGAAUUCCAUACCCGAUCUAUCUUUAUCUAACACGUUACCUAUGUAUACAAAUAAUCCUUUGAAUCCCAAUUUAUCUACACCUUACGAAAAAUAUUCAGCAAAAACAGACUUUAAUACCAAUAAUGCAUUUAAUGACAAAAUCGACUUUAAUGUUAAUAAUGCAUUUAAUAACGAAACAUCACCGAAUUUACCAAUUGUAAUACCUAUGUAUACAAAUAAUCCUUUGAAUCCCAAUUUAUCUUCACCAUUAUACAAACAAUAUUUAGCAAAAACAGACUUUAAUGCCAAUAAUGCAUUUAAUGACGAAAUCUACUUUGUUAAUAAUGCAUAUAAUGACGAAAUCAACUUUGUUAAUAAUGCAUUUAAUGACAAAAUCGACUUUAAUGUUAAUAAUGCAUUUAAUAACCAAACAUCACCAAAUUUACCAAUCGUAAACACAUCCACUA